Cylicostephanus goldi is the source of this 279-nucleotide messenger RNA. The record is from the annotation of a GenBank genome assembly. NCBI's taxonomy places the organism in Eukaryota, Metazoa, Nematoda, Chromadorea, Rhabditida, Strongylidae.
AUGAAGAAUCUGCAAGGACAAGCUCAGAAACCUCAGCUUGGUAAGAAGGUGAAGGUCGGCCGAUCGCCAAGCUUGAGUGCAUCGCGUCCACCGCCGAGAGAUGAACUUGCUAUGCCUAACAAGGAGACAAGAGCCAAGGCAGCUAAACUUCGUGUGAAUGCUAUGCGACGAUUGAGGAGAGAGGCAAGAAAAGGAGAAGCUGAUCGUCACGUGUAUGAUCUGAAGCCCAAGCACUUGUUCAGUGGAAAGCGAAAAAUGGGAAAAACCGAUAGGAGAUAA